AUGUCUUCUGAAUCUUCUGGCGGAAAGCAUUAUCUGAAUAGAUAUUAUAUAGCAAUUAGUCGAGAUGGAAAAUAUACUGCCACGUUCGAUGCAGCAACUCGUCACGUUAAAAUUUUAAAAACUACCGAUCAUUGGAAUGAAUCAUAUGAAAUCAAUGAAACCAUUGCUCACUUUAAAAUAAAGUAUGAUGAUUUAUCUAUCCAAGAAUUUUACAAUUAUCCGCCGCCAUCCGAAAAUUUGAAUGAAAACGCCAAAGUAAGAUGGUCGAUCGAUAUAUCCAAUGGAGACGAAAAGUUUUUAUUUAUAGCAGCAUCUCGAAUACAAAACCAAUAUAUGAAAAAAAAGGAGGAGAAUAUUAGUACAAUGAUUGCAAAAAAUUUCGUUGAAAGUAAUAGAGAAAGUCGUAUAACUAUUUUCCCGGCAAUUUCAACAAAUAUAACAGAUAUUAAUACCGCUAUUUAUUGUCUUAAAUUAAAAGUUGACGAUAAUAAAACUUCUAUUGAAGUUGAUAAAAGCUUUACUAAAUAUUAUCAUAAUAGAUUAUCAGGAAUUUGUAGAUUUGCAAAGGAAAAGACAAAGGGAGAGACAAAGGAAGAGACAAAAGAAAAGACAAAGAAAGAUGUUAAAUCAGAUUAUAAUUUAAAAAAAUUUAUUUUAUUGAAUUAUAAUGGCAUAUAUAGCUUUAAAUAUAAUGAGAAACAUAAAAAUUUUAACAAUGCAGAGAAAUAUAAUUAUCCAAAAGAGGUCAAUGAUGAAUUAACAAAUAAAAAGAAUCAACAUGAUUGUACAAAUUUGCUCUUGUCACACAUUUAUAAAAAAUACUUUAUUAUUGAAGAUAAUAGCAAAAAAGUUCUUGAAGUUUACUCGAUCGAUAAACAAGAAUUUCACUUUUGUGUUGCUCAAGAACCUCAAUCUAUUAGGAUAUUCCUUAUGGAACAUGGAUCGAGAAUCGCAUCAAAAUCAUUUGAAAAAUUCAAUAUACAUAAAAUCCAUUUAAUUGAAUUCAUCAACAGCGAUGAGAAAUUAUUUUUGAUUGUCAGUGAUUCUACAAAGGAUCUAAAAUUUAUCAUUUGGGAUAUAUAUGAUACUGACAAGGUUGAUAUAAUAACAUUAGAAGGACUUACGUCACAAAAUCUUAGUACUUGCUUUGCAAGUUCCUCUGGAAAUGUUGUACUCGUUAAUGAUGAAGGUAAAAUUAUAUCAAUUAGUAAGAUGAUUGAGAAAAAAUCCGAAAAAGAAAACAUUGAAAAAGCUUUACAACUUAUAGUCGGUAGAUCUACAAUUCAAAUCUGGCAUCAAUUCAAAAAUGAUAAAAAGAAAAAGAAAAAACAUCUUCCCAAUAAAGGAAAGCCGUUUCUAGAAUUUAUUUGGACAAAUGGAAAUCCAUAUAAUCAAGAAAAUGAAGAAAAUAAAUUACAUAUAACUAGUGUUCGAUUUGGUUUAAAAUAUUUUCGCUUGGUGGUUUAUUGGUACGAAGGUUCAAGCAAUGAGAAAGAAAAUAAGCAAGAAAAGACGCAAAAAAUGAAAAAUAUGGAAUCAAUUGAAGGAAUGGCAAUCAAAAUAAAAAUAAUUGAAUGGAGGGAUAUUAAUGAAAGAUUGGAAUAA
Funneliformis geosporum is the source of this 1605-nucleotide messenger RNA. Lineage: Eukaryota; Fungi; Glomeromycota; Glomeromycetes; Glomerales; Glomeraceae. The record is from the annotation of a GenBank genome assembly.